AUGUUUGAUUUGAAUUCGAAUUGGGGGAAAACAGAGAAGAAGUGGUUGCUCUCUAGUUUUGAUAGUGGAUUUGUCGGAACCAUGGGUAAAACAACGUACAUCCUGUUUGAAGCUGCCUCGGGCUAUUCUCUAUACGAAGUGGUGGAGAAGGAGGAGAUUGCGAGCCUUACCAAACAAGUACAAGAGAGUCUGAGUGAUUUCAGUAAUUUCAGCAAUCUGGUGAAACUGAAGGCGUUCGUUCCUUUCGAGAGUGCAGAAGAUGCGUUAGAAAACUGCAACAAUAUAUCUGAGGGCGUUCUGAGCAACACAUUAAAACUAUUUUUGGAGGUGAACAUUCCUUCUGUGAAGAAGCUGAAGGAUAGCACGAUCACUCUGGGCGUCAUCGACGCGAAGAUCGGCCAAGCCAUCCAAGAAGAGUUGAAGAUCCCCUGCAUGACGAACGAUGUGGUAGCCGAACUCUGCCGCGGAAUCCGCCAGCACUACAGCAAGUUCGUGACGUCUCUGUCGAACGGCGCGGCGGAGAAAGCGAUGCUGGGUCUCGGGCACUCGUACUCGCGCGCCCACGUGAAAUUCAACGUGAACCGCGAAGACAACAUGAUCAUCCAAGCGAUCUGCCUCUUAGACCAGAUCGACAAGGAUCUGAACACCUUCGCGAUGCGCGUGAAGGAGUGGUACGGCUGGCACUUCCCCGAGCUGAAGGAGCUCGUCAAGGACAACGCGCUCUACGCGCGCGUGGUGCGCACCGUGCAGUCGCGCGCCUUCUUCCACGACGACGACUGCGUCGCCAAGCUCGUCCCCGUGGUGCUCGACGAGGCGCUCGCGCGCGAGAUCCGCGACGCGGGCCGCGCGUCGAUGGGGCAGGAGCUCUCCGCGACGGACCUGCAGAGCGUGAACCUCUUCGCGGCCAAAGUGGUGGAGCUCGCCGAGUACCGCGAGGAUCUCUUCGCGUACCUGCAGGAGCGCAUGCACUCGGUGGCGCCGAAUCUCUCCGCGCUGAUCGGAGAGGUCGUGGGCGCGCGGCUGAUCGCGCACUCCGGGUCGCUGGUCUCCCUCGCGAAGUGCCCAGCGUCCACCAUCCAGAUCCUCGGAGCCGAGAAGGCGCUCUUCCGCGCGCUGAAGACGCGCAGCAACACGCCGAAGUACGGCAUCAUCUUCCACAGCAGCUUCAUCGGGCGCGCGGGGGCGAAGAACAAGGGAAGAAUCUCGCGGUAUCUGGCGAACAAGUGCUCCAUCGCGUCCAGACUGGACUCGUUCGCGGAGGAACCCACCGAGCUGUAUGGAAUGAAGAUGAAGGAGCAGGUCGAGCAGAGAUUGAACUUCUAUGAGACCGGAGUGCCGCCGCAGAAGAACAUUGAUGCGAUGAUGGAGGUGGCGGAGGAAUUGAAGGGGCAGAAGAAGGAGGUGGAAGUGGAAGAGAAGAAGGAAGUGGAGGAGAAGAAAGUGGAGGAAGAAAAGAAGGAGGAGAAGAAGGAGGAGAAGAAAGAAAAGAAAGAAAAGAAGGAGAAGAAGAAGGAGAAAAAGGAAAAGAAAGAGAAGAAGGAUAAGAAGAAGAAGAAGAACUGA
Messenger RNA from Blastocystis hominis, 1563 nucleotides. RefSeq lists its product as hypothetical. The transcript is spliced from 7 exons. NCBI's taxonomy places the organism in Eukaryota, Bigyra, Opalinata, Blastocystidae. Bases 1 to 1563 code for a protein of 520 amino acids. Gene Ontology annotation, molecular function: snoRNA binding. Gene Ontology annotation, cellular component: small-subunit processome; box C/D methylation guide snoRNP complex. The record is from RefSeq and is a predicted model, not a curated record.